AGUAUUUACCGGUAGCAGGGUUUAUCCUGCAAGGGCAGAAAGUGGAUCUACGUAUGCACAGAAAAUAUAAGCAGCUAAUCCAAGGAGUAUAAAAGUCCAUACAGCGGUUUGUUGGUUGGCUUCGAUCUUGGGACUGUUAUUGCAAGACAAAAUGCCUUCUAACGUGACGAAUUUUAACAUCAGGGAUGUCUGGAAAAAUAACAUGGAGGAAGAGUUCGCUAAAAUUCGUGAUAUAAUAGAAAACUAUCCUUAUGUGGCUAUGGUGAGUUCGAUAUAUUUUCAUGGUAAGAUUUUUGCACAGCCUCAUAAAUUUUAGCUUCAGGUUCUCAUACAUUUGUCGUCUUUAUUCAUAUUAAGUGAUAUGUGUGAAAAUGAGAUUGCCUCAGACACAAUAAAUGUAUGGGUUGUGCAGAAAUCUUACAAGUUUUAAAGUUAUUAAAAAAUCUUUUUUCACUGAAGAAAACAUAUACUAUAAAUGUGUGGUUACAGAAACAGCAAUGUUGCUGGAAAUUCUCUGGUAUGAUUUAUGCAAAGCUUUGGGUUAGACUGUAGGAUACUGCCCCCCCACUUGUGUCAAAAUCACUGGGAGAAAAUAAAGGAAUCUUUUCUUUUGACAAGUGUUGAACCUGUGAGGAGUGUCUAUGAGCUGUCACAAGAUAUGUUAGUACCUAUGGCCAGCUCCCAGCUUUCAUGACUUACACAAGUAUUAAUUUUUAUUUAGUGUUCUGUUACUCAACAAACAGAUGACUUAUCACAUUUGUCAAAAACUUCCUAUUCUUUUUCUCAGGACACAGAAUUUCCUGGUGUAGUAGCUCGACCAAUAGGAGAGUUCCGCAGCACAUCAGAAUACCAGUAUCAAUUGCUUAGGUGUAAUGUAGACUUACUAAAGAUCAUACAACUAGGUUUAUCCUUUUAUAAUGAGAAAGGCCAGCAGGCGCCUGUUGGAGCUACAUGUCAGUUCAACUUCAAGUUUAAUUUAACGUAAGUUUGAUUAAAUUAAUAUACUGUUGUGCUGCAUAUACAGAGGGUUGUAUAGGUGUAUGUCUGUGAUAUGUGGUUAGCUGAAUUCAAUAAAUUUUUUUUUGUGUUCUGUGACUAAAAGGUUGAGGAUGCCGCAAGAAAAGCUUGAAUUAAUUAUUGAUAUUUGAGAUUUUGUUUCUUAUUUUUGUUGGGAUGUUCAGUUUUGAGACCUCUGAAAGAUAAAUAAUGAGUAUGAAAACAUCUAAUGAGAUUGAUGAAGGUCUUUAAGUUGCUACGUGCAGUCUUUCUUUUCCUUUUCACCACUUUGCUGUUUUUUUGCACUCUUUUGCCGCUUUUUUCUUUACGUAAGAACAAGAUAAAGAACGGUACUUAACAUACUGAUUAUCGUGACCUGAAAGCUGAAAUGAAAUUUUGAUAUCGGUGAUUAGUGCUUAGUUAGUAGAGAGCUUAAGCAACCACGCAAUGACGACGACAACGACAACUUCAAAAAACAAUAGGUUUAAUGAUCAAAACAACAGCUCUGCAUGUGCAUCACGCUUUUUAGUACAUUUCUUUGACGUCCACUGCACGCUACGCCGUGAAACCUCCUAGUUUGAUGUUUUAUUGAGGACGUGGACAAACAACGAUGAAUUUUCCUUCCUCUCUUUGAACUUGAAUAAAAUCCUUACGAACUCAACUCCAGGAAAAGUCACCUGCAUUUGACAUAUUGAGCGGGUCCAAAUAGAUGCGAUUAAGUUUGAAAGAACACAAAUUCAUUUGUUUAGAGACGUUUUCACUGCCGUCGUCGUUGUCUUUGCUUAAGGUCCCUAGUUUUUUGGUCUGUGAACCGUGCCAGAGAACCACCCUUCUGUAUGACACUCUAUACAGCUACAGUAGUUACCAUGGUAAAUGCCAUUUACUGUGGUGCCCCUGUGUGUCGGCAGUGGCCCUGUGGUUAUUGCUUUCCAGUUGGUAAGAAGAGGUUACAAUUCAUGCCCUGCCAAAGUCAUGGUGUCGAGGUUUUACUCUCACAGUGCCUCACUCCACGCAGCUGUACCGGUGACUGUGAGGGACUACCGUCCUGUCGAGGGAGAAUAGAACUAUUGCUAAAGGAAAUGGGUAAAAACUCUUGCCUGAUGAGCCACUUGGCUUAUUUGCAGAUGGUCAGCUUGUUGAAAUUGCUAUUCAGAGGUCUGCUCUGACUUCUUGCUGGAUUUGUUUCUUGUUAGUUCGCAGUUAACCUCUUGGGCCCUGUGUAUAGCCAACAGGUUUUUUCUCUCCUGGAAGUUGGGGUUUAUGUUUGAUGUGGAUUGUUGAAUUUUAAUCUUCCAUCAAUUAAACGAAGCAUUUAUAAACUUUUUUUUCAUAUUUUACAGAGAAGAUAUGUAUGCCCAAGAUUCAAUAGAUUUACUCAAUCGAGCAGGAAUUCAGUUUAAAAGACAUGAAGAAGAAGGAAUUGAUGUUGGUGACUUUGCAGAGCUGCUUAUAACAUCAGGACUUGUACUUAAUGAAGAUGUAAAAUGGUUAUCAUUUCACAGGUAUUAUUUUGUGAUACAGUUUGACAGUUCCUUUUUGUCAAGCAUCUUCUCCAUUCUUGUCCUGUACUGUUCUUCAUGUAUGUUUUAUGUUUCUAAUAACUAAAGAGAAUUUGUUGAAGCUUGAUGAAUUUUCUCUUACUAGUCUGGAGCAGUCAUGCAGGCCUACCAAGCCCCUUUUUAACAAACAUUGUCUUUAUUUCGGCAUUUAACAUUGCUUGCAUGUUCUACAACUCAUAUUAUUUACCAGCCCAAUGGUUUACUCUGCUAACGUGGGGCUAUUUGACAAAAACUUUGUUGUGUCCUGACCACACCUUGGUUACCAUUUAUUGCUUAGUUGUUGCUACUGAAACGCAGCAGCCUAUCAAUAUUCUUCCACAAGACUUAGUUAUACAGACACUUUUUCUAAUGUCAGUUAAUUCUUUUCUUCUGUUUUCUAGUGGUUAUGAUUUUGCUUACCUUUUGAAAGUCCUGACAGCACAAAACCUGCCUAGUGAGGAAUCAGAAUUCUUUGAUCUCCUUAAGCUAUAUUUUCCAAAUAUUUAUGACGUAAAGUACUUGAUGAAAAGUUGCAAAAGCCUCAAAGGAGGCCUACAGGAGGUGGCUGAACUACUGGAGGUAAGAAUCCAAAUAAAUAAAUCAUUUGAUGAAUCUAGUCAGAUGCCAAUUCUCUUGAUUAUUAUUUGAUUAAUUAUGGAGUUAAUCGUGAAACAAACACAAAAAACAAAAGCAAAAGAAGUAAAGUAAAUGUUGAGUAGCUGUUAACAAACUUUCUCUGUUAAAUUUUUUUGAAGCUUGAAAGAGUAGGACCCCAGCAUCAAGCCGGAAGUGAUAGUCUUUUAACAGGAAAUGCGUUUUUUAGAAUGAGAGAGGUAUGCGUCCAUUUUUCCUGUUUUAUUUAGUAAGUAAUAUGAUAUUAUCAAAUCAUUUUUUCAAUUCGUCCUCAAAAUGCACUUGAUUGUUUCUUCAAACAAAACAGGAUUUUUACAAGACAUUUUUGAAAUAUAUUAGUUCAGUCCUCAAAUUAAAUUGAUCAAACAUACAUCACUGAAAUGACGGAAACAACAACAAUCCUCAAAGCACUUUGUUUAAGGUGUAUUUAACUGUAGUAUAUCAUGUCUAGCCAUAAAGAUCCAGAGAGAAUGAUUAUAUGAAAAAUAUCUCAUGAUUUGCAUUUCUUUGAAUAAAACCUGAAAACCUGUCAAAACUAUUGAAUUAUUGAAAGUGCGUUUUUGAAUUUCCCUACAACCUGAUUGGCCAAUUGAACAAUGGCUUUUCUAUUAGGCCAAACAUUGCUUGUACUCAAAUCUGAUAGUCUUUGGGAAUUUUUAUGCGUCAGGAUGCAGGACGCAGAGGUAACUAAAUCACUGGGGUCAGGCUGAGUUGGCAAUUUAUUAAUAAUAUCAUUAUUGCUUCCAUUCCAUAGAUGUUUUUUGAAGACAAUAUAGAUGAUGCAAAAUACUGUGGACACCUUUAUGGGCUAGGGACUUCAUAUGUAAAUGGCGGACAGGCCUACAGUGGACCUACCUCUAACAGCAACAACAAUUCUUCCUGAUACAUGUGAAGUGUGUAUUUUAACCCUGUAUCAUCAAGAUUUUUAUUUCACAUUUUCCUAGCAUCCCUGUCGCAGUGUAGAAUUUUUAAGAAAAUAUGAGAACUUAAGAAAAUCAUAUUUCAAAUAUACUUUUUUUAGUUUUCUUUUUAUGUCCAUCACCUUGACACUAAUUUUCAAAACAAAACAUGUGAUAUUUUUGUUCCAUAAAAUUUAUUCAUAAUUUGUAUUAUAUGGGCCAAAAAAUUUCUAAGAAAGCUCUGGCUUGUUUUUUUCUGAAUGAGCAUUUUGUACUGUGCUGACAAAGAAAGGCCAAAAUAAAGUUUUCUCAAAAUAAGUUAUAUCACUGGUUGAAACUAGCAGUUUGUUUUGCCUAGUUAUUGAAAACUAAUGGCAUGAUGAUGGAUAUUGUAUAGUCUGAGAAAACAGCUGACAUUUGGCCAUGCCACCACUGGUUUCCCU
Messenger RNA from Porites lobata, 4509 nucleotides. NCBI's taxonomy places the organism in Eukaryota, Metazoa, Cnidaria, Anthozoa, Scleractinia, Poritidae. The record is from the annotation of a GenBank genome assembly.